AUGGGUCUGCUGAGUUCCAAACACUCCAAAGUCAAACCAGCUAAGAUAUUAAUGCUGGGACUUGAUUCAGCCGGGAAAUCUACACUAUUGUACAAGUUAAAGUUUAAUGAUGUUUUCCUAACACUCCCAACAAUCGGUUUUAAUGUGGAGAUGAUUGAAACAGGGCAAAAUAUUGCUAUAACAAUCUGGGAUGUUGGAGGGCAACAGAAAAUGAGGACAUUUUGGUGCAAUUACUUUGAAAAUGCAGAUGGCCUGGUGUACGUUGUGGACAGCACUGAUAAGCAACGUCUGGAAGAUUCAAAGAAAGAAUUUGAACUCCUCUUAAAGAAUGAAUUUGUAAAGAAUGUGCCUAUUGUUUUGCUAGCUAACAAGCAGGAUCUUCCUGGAGCUUUGAACGCUGAGGAAAUAACCAGGAAAUUCAACAUGCAGAAACAUUGCAGUGAUAGAAAUUGGUAUGUACAGCCUUGUUGUGCGAUCUCUGGGGAAGGUCUGGCAGAAGCAUUCCAGAGAAUAACAGCAUUUGCAAAAAACUGCAAAAAAUCCAGAGAAGAAGCUUUUACAAUUUUCAAGCAAGAUGAAAAGUUGUAAGAGUCUUCAUUAUCCCAAUCUGGGGAAAGCUAACAUGGAGAGUUUAUUAUGGGAAUGAAAUCUACAUAUUGAAUUCUGCAGAUCUUUUAAAAGACUAUUAUAUAGCAAAAUGUAGUCAGAGCAAGCUAAAUUACUAUGUUGUUACAUUUGCAUACUCUUUCAGAGCUACUGUUUCACAGCAUUUUAAUUAAAUGACAGAUUUGUAUCCUAAG
Molecule: messenger RNA, 800 nt
Organism: Terrapene triunguis (Three-toed box turtle)
Lineage: Eukaryota; Metazoa; Chordata; Testudines; Emydidae
Gene: ARL14
Product: ADP ribosylation factor like GTPase 14
Exons: 1
Coding region: 1-588 (195 amino acids)
Biological process (GO): vesicle-mediated transport; intracellular protein transport
Cellular component (GO): cytoplasm
Molecular function (GO): GTP binding; GTPase activity
Source: RefSeq, a predicted model, not a curated record